AUGGUUGCCCCAGCUUACGUUCAAGACUCCUAUGUCGAUCACGAGUUAUCCACUAAUUUGGAUUCUACUUAUGCAUUUGAAGGUCCUGAAAAGGUUUUGGAGGUUUGGCUCUACGAAAAUGAGAACCAAUUAUCCUUCAUCCAAUCUUCUGAAGGAUUACGUUGUAUUCCUUUAGAAAAAUGGGUCCGUAUUUUGGAUUUGGUAAACUGCAAAAUUCUCUCAAUGAAAUCCAACUCACACAUGGAUGCUUAUUUAUUGAGUGAAUCGUCACUUUUUGUGUUUGCUCAUAAAGUGAUUUUGAAAACUUGUGGUACUACAACCACAUUAGCUUGUUUGGACCAAUUAUUUUCCACCAUCAAUGAGUAUUGCUUUGCUCCAAACGAUUCUUCAUUCAACUCCAAGAACUGUUUCCGUACUUUGUAUUCUCGGAGAUCGUUUAUGUUUCCAGAUAGACAAAUCCACGUUCACAGAGAUUGGAAAUCUGAAACAAAUUUGUUGAACAAGUUCUUCGCUAACGGGAAAUCUUAUAUUGUUGGUGAUAGUUUGUCUGAUGACCACUGGUACUUGUACCAAGGUGGAAAGGACAGUUCAACAAAGGAAGUGAUUCCAAAAAUGGCUCAUGCUCAAACUUUUGAAGUUCUAAUGACUGAAUUGGACCCUGAAUGUGCCGCUCAAUUUGUAACUGACAGAAAGCCAGGUAUGGACGAUGGCACCGAUGAAGAUCAUGACUUGGGUCACGAUAUGGGAUUGUGCACUAUGCAGAACUCUGGAUUGGAUUCCAUUUUUGCACCCACCAAUGCUUCUUCUUUAGGAGAUUCGCUUUACACUGCUGAUGGCAAGUUACUCCAUGAUGCCUUUUCAUUUACUCCCUGUGGGUUUUCUUCUAACACUAUGGGAGAAGAAUUAGGUGGAUACUACUAUACUUUGCACAUCACUCCUGAAAACGGAUGGUCAUAUGCCUCGUUUGAGACUAGCUACCCAUUCCUGGCAGAAAAGGCUGCAGUUGGAGUUGUAGAGGUCUUGGUUCGGAUUUUGGGCAUUUUCAAGCCUGGAAAGUUUUCUUUGAACUUUUCCACUUCUGACAUUGACACUGAUGAAAGGGUUAAGAGAACGUAUUGUGCCUUGAAGAGCUGCGACCCAGUCUUGAAUAAGUUGGGCUAUCAAAAGCUCGAACGUGUUGCUUAUGACAUGAAGCACAACUGUAACUUGUUGUACUUAAAUUUCAAGAAAAGAGCAUCAGAAUAA
This is a messenger RNA of Lizanozyma spartinae, 1245 nucleotides long. RefSeq names its product adenosylmethionine decarboxylase (gene SPE2). The record is from RefSeq and is a predicted model, not a curated record. Gene Ontology annotation, cellular component: cytosol. Gene Ontology annotation, biological process: spermine biosynthetic process; spermidine biosynthetic process. The transcript has a single exon. Bases 1 to 1245 code for a protein of 414 amino acids. Gene Ontology annotation, molecular function: adenosylmethionine decarboxylase activity. NCBI's taxonomy places the organism in Eukaryota, Fungi, Ascomycota, Pichiomycetes, Serinales, Debaryomycetaceae.